Scomber japonicus (chub mackerel) is the source of this 1194-nucleotide messenger RNA. It is a transcript of the gene pdx1, whose product is annotated as pancreatic and duodenal homeobox 1. The transcript is spliced from 2 exons. The coding region runs from base 187 to 936 and encodes 249 amino acids. Gene Ontology annotation, molecular function: DNA-binding transcription factor activity, RNA polymerase II-specific; RNA polymerase II cis-regulatory region sequence-specific DNA binding. NCBI's taxonomy places the organism in Eukaryota, Metazoa, Chordata, Actinopteri, Scombriformes, Scombridae. The record is from RefSeq and is a predicted model, not a curated record. Gene Ontology annotation, cellular component: nucleus. Gene Ontology annotation, biological process: type B pancreatic cell differentiation; regulation of transcription by RNA polymerase II.
GCAAACAGUGAAACCAAUGGUGUGGUCGCUGCAGAGUCACAUGGUGACCGAGUGACACACCUGUGUGGAGCAGUGAGGGCCUCGCAGUUGUGCCAGGAGCAGGUGGAGCAAAAGGUGCACGCCGAGGCUGCAGGGCACAGGUACGGUACAUGUGCGCGCAAACACAGCCUCGGGUCCUCGGCAGCCAUGAAUCGGGAAGAUCAUUACUACCCUUCGCAGGUUUUUAAAGACUCCUGUGCCUACCAGAGAUCACAGGGCGAGGACUACAGCCACAGCCCGCCGCCCUGCCUCUACAUGAGCAGGCAGGUCCAUUCCGUCUACACACCGCCGUCCAUGGGAGCCUUGGAGCCGGCCAGCCUUCCUGACAUUGCCCCUGCGUACAGUCUACCUAUGCGGGAGGAUCCAGGUGUUCCUCAGCUCCACCACCCGCAGGGGCUCCAGCAGCAGCCUCUCCAGCCUACAGCAGGUUAUGGAGACACGGGGGAACAGAACAGAUAUCAUCUCCCUUUCCCCUGGAUGAAAACCACAAAAUCCCACUCACACACCUGGAAGGGACAGUGGGCAGGACCUUAUGUGAUGGCGGAGACUGAGGAAAACAAACGCACGAGGACAGCUUACACGCGCGCCCAGCUGCUGGAGCUCGAGAAGGAGUUCCUGUUCAACCGCUACAUCUCGAGGCCGCGCCGCGUGGAGCUGGCACUGACCCUGAGCCUCACCGAGCGCCACAUCAAGAUCUGGUUUCAGAACCGGCGCAUGAAAUGGAAGAAGGAAGAGGACCGGAGGAGGGCGAGGGGCGUCGAUCCGGACCAGGACUCCUCCAUCACCUCUGGAGACCAAGCGGAGGCUGCGGGCGGGGUCCCUCACAUCACUACGCCCCCUGUUUCCCCGCUACACGGCCACACUCUGUCCGCCACUGGCUCCAGAGAGCCCGCGUAGACCCACAGCAGGCGCUUAUUCUCAAGACUGGCAACUAAACUCAUAUUGCACGACGGAAAACCAACAGAAAUAGACCAGCACAAGACCUACAUUUGAUAGACCCCCAUCUGAGUGGAUAUUUUAGGAAGCUUUAGGGUGGAAAAAGUGAAACCGCUUUAUCCCAGAAUUAGGAUGUGAAAUGGCAUUUAACUAAAAUUCUCAUUUUUCCAGGGACCCCUUUAACCUCCCUUAAGGAUCAUCGCAGCCACUUUUUAUUGG